AUCACAAGGAUGUUGUUUACGAAAUUGAGAGGACGAAAAGCGAAUGUCCGGCGCUUUGACCGGGUUGGUGGAUACGGAGGAUCCGCCUAGGGGAGUUGAAAAACCCUGAUUCCAAAUCAAUGGUGCACAUGGGCCACAGGAUCCUAAGGAAACAAAUAACGUAUGAACCAAUUGUUGGUCACCGGCCUGACGUUGCUCCACUGCGUUAUGAAGUAGACCUUUAGGUCAAAGGCUCGUGAUGUGGCCCUCUAAGAAAACAACCUGCUUAGGUUUGGGUAACUGAGCAGUACCUCAACCCUCACACUAAUCGAAUGAGACUUGUGUGGUGCAUAUCUAUUUGGUGCCUCCUUGUACCAAUAUCUAUGUAUUCAAAUAAACCAAAAUAAAUAGGCUCAUAUCACACUAGUACUUUAACAAACAAACAACAAACAACUUUUCAUAUAUCUAUAUACGUUUGUACAACUUGAUAAUAAAUUCGUUGAAAAGAGAGAGAUCCCUUCAUUGAACUUCGUAUCUUUUUUUAAAAAAAAAAUUAAGUGUACAAUUUUAGCUGGUAGCUUUUCAUGUUGUGAAUGCACAAAUCAAUGCAUGAUGUGUAGUCAAAUCACAAAACAAAAAAAGUACAUCGAAUUGUAUUCAUUGUAGAUGUAUCUUUUACAAUUUUGCGUUUUUAAGGUUUCAUUCAGUGUUUCUAUUGAAUUUUCAAUGCCCUUUCAAUUCAUAGAAUUUAACUUUCUUUUUGCUCAUUAAUCUUUUUUUUUCCUAAAGGUUACCUAUCGACGCUAGUCAUCCAGGUUUCUAUAAUAACCCAGCCACGGCUGCAGUUGUUAACAAUUCAUUAAUGAAUCCUUUAUUGAAUGCAGGUCUAUUGACAGGUUUUAAUAUGCCAAAUGCUGCUGCUACAUUAUCACCUGGUAUGAAUGGUAUACUACAAACGCCAACUAAUCAUAUAUCAUCUGUAGCUACUGAUCCAACAUCUGAUAAUCGAUUACAAGCUCAGCUCCCAUUGAAUCCACUAGCUAAUUUGAAUUAUUUACUUAAUUAUUCAAAUGCGAUUGCAAAUCCUUCAUCUGGUGCUGCAGCAGCCGCGGCGGCAGCUGCAGCAGCAGCUCUUGCAGCUACAACGAAUACAAAUCAGCCAAAUAUUUCACCAGCUGCAUUAGCACUUUUAAUGUCCACCUACGGACAGGGUACAAGUGGGUUGAAUACUGUAUUACCGGGAAAUAAUUCAUUUGUUGGAAUGUCACCUGUCACACAUCAAUCGUUGAAUUCACCCAGUCUACCAGCAACAAGCUUAUUAAAUUUGAACUCUACCACAUCAAAUACAACUGGUUUAAAUGUAUUGACAGGUAGUCAGUCUGUGUCACCAUUCUGUAGAACAUUCACUCCAGAGGUUUCACCGAAUGAAUUGAAUGCAUAUUCUGCUGCUAUGGCUUAUCAGCGAUUGCUUAAUAUGGCCUCAAAUUAUCAAACUAUUCCAUCAUCUUUAUUUACACCUGUUAAUUCGACUAACUCAUUGUCAAGCGCCUUGCUUAAUAAUCAAUUUGCUUUAAGUUCAAAUCAGGCUAUGAAUUACAAUAAUAACAACAGCGGUAACAAUAAUAAUAAUAAUAAUAGCCACACAUCUAAUAACAAUAUCAGUGUGUCAGCAGAUCAAUCCAACUCAAUGCCUUUGAUAUUUCCGCCCACAUCACGUAAUUUAGUUGCAUUCACAUCGGACAUAAAUGGUGCAUCAUAUGAUUACGGUAAUCCACAAGAGUUAACUGCCAAUAUUCACGCUAGUCUGACAACAGGUCAACAUUCAGCAACAAAUGCUACACCUCCACCACUUCAUGAAGGUUUAGAAUGUGUCAAUGCAUCUGUGAAUUUUUAAUCAAUAAAUAAUUCAUAAACUGGAAAACAAUCCUGGAUAUUGAGAAAACAAUAAUCAUUUUUCUUAAACUUGUCUUGUUCGGGGUGAUCAAUGUAAAUUGUCCUUUACUUUCUCUUUAUUUAUUUGUACUUUAAUUCAAAUUGGUUGGUUGUAAAAUGAAAUUUAACCAUCAUAACGUUGAAUAUGUGUAUUUUUCACUAACCUUUACUCUUAUACUCCUUAUCUUCUAGCUAACUUAUUACGCUAACAACCGAAAAACUGUGAUUCUUUCCAUUAUCUUUCUUAUCAUUGAAAUAUGACAUCAAGUGGUACAUAUCUUUAUAACACAUUCUAUUGUUUCUUUUUUUACUCGUAAUACGUCCAUUCUAAUCUAGUGAUUUUCUCAUUAUUCUUUUUCUCUUUUUUCUGGUGAUAUCAUUUUCAUCUGGUUGCAUGGAUACGUAUGUAUACACAUAUAUAUAUUUAGUUGCAUACACUUCAAGAUUGAAAGUUCUGAUGAAUAUCUUUAUGACUUCAAUAAUUACUGGUAGAUUUAAUUUUUUUCCCCUGCUGUAUGAAUUGCUCAAGAUAGAAAAAGUUUCUGAAACCAUCGGUUAUUUGUAUAAUUUCUACGUUGUUGUUCUUUUUUUAAAGCAAGACUGUCAACUUGAAUAACAGCAAAGAAAAAAAAACUUACUUGAGU
Molecule: messenger RNA, 2555 nt
Organism: Schistosoma bovis
Lineage: Eukaryota; Metazoa; Platyhelminthes; Trematoda; Strigeidida; Schistosomatidae
Source: the annotation of a GenBank genome assembly